AUGUCAGCUGUUGAAGCUCCUCAUCCCGGAAUGUCUUACAAUCCUAGUGUAGCUGAUCACAGAAAUUUAUUAAAGAUAAUAGUUGAUAAAGAAAAAGAAUUAAUCAAACAAGAAGUGCAUUUGAAUCGUGUUACAUCAAAAUUCUUCAGAAAAGUUUCACCUUCGCAAAAAGAAAAGGACAUGUUAGCAGAAAUGUCUGAAGGUUUACCAAAAACCGUUCUUGCCAACGGUGCUGAUAAUGAUGAUAAAUCUGAAAGUUCAGAAUCUGAAAAUGAUGAAAAUGGAAAUCCAGCAGUAAAAAAUAAGAAAAAAGAUCUUAAGCAAAAAAGAAAAGCCAAAGAACAGAGGAUAUUGAAACUUCAAUUGAGAAAGGCACGUGUAGAAAAGAAGAAAGUAGCCGAUAUUUACAAACUGAAGAAAUUAGCACAAAAAAUAGCAAAAGCUGAAGAAAUUGAAAAGAAAGUUCAAGAAAAACGUAAAAUAAAACAAGAAGAAAAGUCAAAGGGAACUAAAGUUCUUGGAAAAGUUAAAUUCGAAGAACCUGAAUUAGAAUUCAACAUGAAAAAAGAAAUUGCUGGUAACUUAAGAAAUGUUAAAAAGGAAGGAAAUCUUCUGUUGGAUAGAUUUAAGAGCUUACAAAAACGUAAUGUCAUUGAACCCACAGUUUCUCAAGGACUCAGAAAGAGAUCUAAAGUUAAGCGAUUUACCAAAAAGUCACAUCAAGAUGUAUAAUGUGUUUAUAUAUUGUUUUACAUUAAACUUAAUGAAAUAUAAAACAAAAUAACAUCUAAUAUGUGUUUAAGCUUUUCAAA
Molecule: messenger RNA, 812 nt
Organism: Ctenocephalides felis (cat flea)
Lineage: Eukaryota; Metazoa; Arthropoda; Insecta; Siphonaptera; Pulicidae
Product: ribosome biogenesis protein NOP53-like
Biological process (GO): ribosomal large subunit assembly; rRNA processing
Cellular component (GO): nucleolus
Molecular function (GO): 5S rRNA binding
Source: RefSeq, a predicted model, not a curated record